UUGCUUUUAAAUAUUGGUACUUAAUUAGUUUUAUAUUCUCUUAAAAAGACAAAUACACCAUUUCUUAUAUACUCGAAUGAGAUAAGACUCCGCUUAUAUCAAUCAUCUCGAGUUCUUCAUUUUCUCUGUCUAAUCUCUCAGGGAUCUAAAACUUGGUAAGCUUACAUCUCUGAAAGAUCCUAGCUAGAAAUGGGUGGUGAGGCAUGUUCAAGAUUAGGUACUGGGUUUUGUUCAAGAUUAGGAGAAUCAUGGAAAAGAAAGAAGCAAAACUUGAAUGAAACAGUAUCUAAAAGCAAAGUUGGAAAAUAUUUCAAACUAGAAGCAAGAAAGACUUGUUUCACUAGAGAGAUAUGUGCAGGUACAGCCACUUUUCUCACCAUGGCAUAUAUCAUAACGGUUAACGCAACAAUACUCGCUGACUCCGGUGGAACGUGCUCUAUCCAAGACUGUACUCCACCAUCAAUCGCCUCGAACACAACCAACAAUAUCAUCAAUGAUCAGGAACCAACUCCAGACUGCAAAUUCAAACCAAAUAUAGGCUACCAAAAUUGCCUAACCAAAACCAAAAGUGAUCUUAUUGUCGCAACUGUAUUAACUUCACUAUUUGGUUGUGUAGGAAUGGGUGUUUUUGCUAACCUUCCUUUAGCUGUUGCACCAGGAAUGGGAAUCAAUGCUUACUUUGCAUACAACUUAGUGGGCUUACAUGGAUCAGGACCAAUGACAUACCAGACAGCUCUAGCUGUGGUAUUAGUCGAAGGUUGUGCGUUUCUCGCAAUAGCCUUGAUUGGUUACCGAGCUAAACUCGCUCGGCUUAUACCUCGUGCAGUUCGACUAGCUUCCGCCGCUGGCAUCGGUCUCUUCAUCGCGUUCACAGGCCUCCAAACCCAACAAGGAGUAGGUCUUGUUGGGCCUAGUUCUUCGACGAUGCUAACAUUAGCAGCUUGCUCUAGAAUUAACCCGGUCACAGGCGCAUGCGAAGGUGGAAUUUUACGGAGUCCGACGUUUUGGCUCGGCACCACUGGGCUGUUAAUCAUGUCUUACGGAUUAAUGAAAAACAUCAAAGGUAGCAUGAUAUAUGGUAUUGUUUUUGUUACAUUAGUUUCCUGGAUCAGAGGUACUAGUGUGACAUUUUUUCCCGACACACAAAUAGGUAACACUAAAUAUGAUUAUUUCAAAAAGGUUGUGGAUUUUCAAGGAAUUCAAACCACAGCUGGUGCAAUCAGUUUUAGUGAGUUUAAUAGGAGUGAAGUUUGGAUAGCUUUGGUUACAAUCCUUUAUGUAGAUGUUUUAGCAACUACAGGUACAUUGUUUUCCUUAGCUGAAGUUGGAGGAUUUGUUGAUGAAAAAGGGAGAUUUGAAGGUGAAUAUAUAGCAUAUAUAGUUGAUGCUAUAGCUACAAUUAUCGGCUCUGCUCUAGGAACUAGCCCGACUGCGGUCUAUGUGGAAUCAACAGCCGGGAUAAAGGAAGGAGGCCGAACAGGUAUAACAACUAUAGUUGUCGGGUUUUACUUCUUGUUGUCAUUGUGUUUCAUACCUCUGUUGGCUAGUGUACCUCCAUGGGCAAUUGGACCUUCACUAGUUAUGGUUGGAAUGAUGAUGAUGAAAGUGGUCAAGGAUAUUGAUUGGGAUAACAUUAAAGAAGGUGUUCCUGCUUUUGUUACAAUUUUGUUGAUGCCAUUAACUUAUUCCAUAUCUAAUGGGAUUAUCGGAGGGAUUAUGGUUUAUGUAGCUCUUAAUUUCUAUGAUUAUGUGGUUAUGUCUGUAAAAUGGGUAAUGGGUUUGAUGAGAAAGGCUAUGGGGGGUGUUCAGAAUCAGGUUUCAGCUACUAACACCAAUGAACCAAUCUCUGUAAUUGCUCCAUAAAUGCAAAUUCAACUUGUUAUUUGAAAUUUCCUUUGACGAA
Messenger RNA from Papaver somniferum (opium poppy), 1903 nucleotides. Its product is annotated as adenine/guanine permease AZG2-like. The transcript has a single exon. Gene Ontology annotation, cellular component: plasma membrane. NCBI's taxonomy places the organism in Eukaryota, Viridiplantae, Streptophyta, Magnoliopsida, Ranunculales, Papaveraceae. The coding region runs from base 190 to 1863 and encodes 557 amino acids. The record is from RefSeq and is a predicted model, not a curated record. Gene Ontology annotation, molecular function: purine nucleobase transmembrane transporter activity. Gene Ontology annotation, biological process: transmembrane transport.